Messenger RNA from Pieris macdunnoughi, 1389 nucleotides. NCBI's taxonomy places the organism in Eukaryota, Metazoa, Arthropoda, Insecta, Lepidoptera, Pieridae. The record is from the annotation of a GenBank genome assembly.
AUGAUUGGCAUAGGGAAAAUAUUAAGAAAUUGCUAUCAGUUAAAAACACAAUUGUUUGUGAGGCGUUAUGUUCGCGAGUGCGAGAAACUGCAGAUGUGCGGGAGCGAGGAAGAGAUGCGUGAAGUGGCUGGAAGGAUCUGUCGAAACUACCUCCACGGCGCCUGGAAAACUGUAGACCCAAGAGACCUAGACUUUAAAAGGAUUAGCGGAGGCCUGUCCAACUUCUUGUACUACGUCGCUUUGCCGGAUUCGCGGGCCACGUAUCGCGAUGCGCCGCAGGACCGCAUCAAGACGCUCAGCGAACACUCUUUCUCGCUAGACGAGCCCAAAAAGGUGUUGCUGCGUAUUUACGGCCAAGUGCACGGCGAGCGGGCGAUGGAUGCGAUCGUAACCGAAUCUGUGAUAUUCACUUUGCUGUCCGAGCGGCGACUCGGACCCAAACUGCACGGGGUGUUCUCAGGGGGACGCAUCGAGGCAUACAUUCCGGCGCGAUCCCUCCUCACUAAAGAGCUAUCGGAGCCAGCCCUGUCCAUGAAGAUAGCGGAGAAGAUGGCGGCCAUACACUCCAUGGAGGUACCGCUGUCUAAGGAACCCAACUGGCUGUGGAAGACCAUGUCUAAGUGGCUGCGGACCGCAAAAGAAGAACGGUUUACGGUGCACGAUCUGAAAGGCGAGGAACGCAAAAUUAUGGAGCGUCUCCGCUCAGUCGACUGGGAGGCGGAAAUCGAGUGGGUUCGGAAGCUGACCAACACCGUCAACUCUCCCGUCGUCUUCUGCCACAACGACAUGCAAGAGGGAAACGUGCUCCUGGUCGAAGAAGAGACGAGCGCGGAAGAAGAGGAAGGAGUGCUAGUGCAGACCUAUCCCCUGGAAGAUUCGAGCGACUCGGUGUCUUCGAGCCUGUCGGACCUCGGCGAGCCGCGGCUGAUGCUCAUCGACUUCGAGUACUGCGCCUACAACCAUCGCGCCUUCGACAUCGCCAACCACUUUCAGGAGUGGAGCUACGACUACAGCAACUCCCAGCAUCCCUUCUACUUCGAGUUUCUGGACCAGGAACCCACGCUCGAGCAGAAGGAGAUCUUCAUAAAGGAGUACCUGAAGGCCUACCGCAGCGGCUGGGCGCGGGCCGGCGGGGGCCCGGAGGCGGAGGCGCCGUCCGUGGACGACGUCAACCAGCUGCUGGGCGAGGUGGACGCCUUUCAGCCCGUGAGCGACCUCUUCUGGAGUCUCUGGUCAGUCGUCAACGCCUCCAAAAGCCAGAUACCGUUCGGGUACUGGGAGUUUGCGCUGUCCCGUCUGGAGACCUACCUGCGGCUGAAGCGGGAGCUGAUCAAAAAGGAGAAGUGCGGUCUCCCUCACAAGAGGAAAAUCUGCGAGGUGGACAUAUGA